Molecule: messenger RNA, 2591 nt
Organism: Spirometra erinaceieuropaei
Lineage: Eukaryota; Metazoa; Platyhelminthes; Cestoda; Diphyllobothriidea; Diphyllobothriidae
Source: the annotation of a GenBank genome assembly
AUGACCGAGGAGGCAUGCGAAAGAAACACAACAGUUUUUACAAACGCUCGAGAAUGGAGGGCAGUGGAUCUGCGCUCUGUUAACCGGAAUCAAAACGACAUGUAUUUUGCGGACAAGGUGGACAUCGCCGCACUCAGCGAGACCCAAUUCUCCGAACAAGGCCAACUGGAGGAGGUGGGUGCCGGCUACGCCUUCUUCUGGAGCGGUCGACCCAGGGCAGAGCGACGUGACGCGGGUGUCGCCUUUGCCAUCGGGACCGACAUCGUGGGACGACUGCCCUGUCUGCCGCAGGGAAUCAACGAUCGCCUGAUGAGUCUCCGCCUGCCUCUCCGGCGAGGAGGCAAAUUCGACACCAUCAUCAGCGCCUACGCUCCACCGAUGAGCAGGCCCGACGCCGUCAGAGACAAAUUUUACGAGGACCUGCACGCCCUCUUGGCGACUGUGUCGAAGGCGGACAAGUUGAUUGUCCUUUGUGACUUCAACGCCCGCGUCGGCACAGACCAUACUGCCUGGAGAGGAAUGCUGGGUCCCCACGGUCUCCGCGGCUCAAACGACAAUGAUCUGCUGCUUCUCCGCACCUGCGCAGAACACCGCCUCAUCUUGACAAACACGUUCCUCUGUCUGCCGGAGCGAGAGAAGGCCACCUGGAGGCAUCCUCGGUCGCGCCAGUGGCACCUGCUGGACUACGUCCUCGUCCGGAGGCGAGAUCAGCGGAACGUGCUGGUGACGAAGGCGAUCGCGGGUGCUGACGGGUUGACCGACAAUCGCCUCGUCAUCUCGAAGAUGCGAAUUCGCCUACAGCCUCGCAGGAGACCACAAGGUAAGCGACCCCCAGGUAAGCUGAAUGUUGCCUUGUUGUCUUUGCACGCUCACCAUCUUCAUUUCAGCAAUGAGCUUGCUCAAAGGCUGGACAACCUUCCUAUCGCUGCUGCUGCCGACGCCGCCGCUGCCGAGAAAGCCUCCGUGGCGAACCGCUGGUGCCAACUGCGAGACACGGUUCAGUCAACGGCACUCGCCGUCCUCGGUCGCGCUCCCCGCCAACACCAGGACCGGUUCGACGACAACGACGCCGCCAUCAGAAAUCUGCUUGCUGAGAAGAACCGCCUACACAAAGCCUACGCAGAUCACCCCACUGAUGCCACAAAAGCUGCCUUCUACCGCAGUCGCUGCCAACUUCAGCAACGACUGCGCGAGAUGCAGGACGCCUGGACUGCCCCCAAAGGCUGAGAAGAUCCAAGGGUACGCGGACCGCAACGAAUGGAAGAACUUCUUCUCUGCGAUCAAAGCUGUCUACGGUCCGCCGACGAAGGGCACUGCUCCUCUCCUCAGCGCCGACGGCAACACUCUCCUGACUGAGAAGACGCAAAUCCUGCAGCGAUGGGCGGAGCAUUUCCAAGGCGUCCUCAACCGCCCCUCCGUCAUCUCCGACGCCGCCAUCGAGCGUUUGCCGCAAGUGGAGUCCAACGUGGACCUCGACCUUCCGCCAUCUCUCCAGGAGACCAUCAGGGCCGUGCAGCAGCUCUCCAGCGGGAAAGCACCCGGAUCGGACGCAAUCCCUGCCGAGGUCUACAAGCAAGGAGGUCCCCAACUGAUGGAUCACCUGACUGCGCUCUUCCAAGAGAUGUGGCGUCCAGGUGAAGUCCCGCAAGAUUUCAAAGACGCAACCAUCGUGCAUCUCUACAAGCGCAAAGGGAAUCGCCAAGUCUGCGACAAUCACCGUGGCAUCUCCCUUCUGAACAUCGCCGCGAAGAUCUUCGCUCGAAUCCUCCUCAACCGUCUCAAUAACCAUCCCGAACAGGGUCUACUGCCGCAGAGCCAAUGCGGCAUCCGCCGACAUCGUGGGACCACCGAUAUGAUCUUCGCCGCCCGGCAACUUCAGGAGAAGUAUCAGGAGAUGCGGACCCACCUGUACUCUACCUUCGUGGACCUGACGAAAGCCUUCGACACGGUGAAUCGUGAAGCACUGUGGAAGAUCAUGCAGAAAUUCGGCUGUCCGGAGCGAUUCACUCAGGUGAUGCGUCAGCAGCACGACGGUAUGAUGGCGCGAGUCACGGACAACGGAGCUGUCUCAGAGGCAUUCGCAGUGACCAAUGGAGUGAAGCAGAACUUGCGUACUGGCGCCUACCCUCUUCAGUCUUAUGUUCUCUGCCGUGCUGAUGGACGCCUACCGCGACGAACGCCCCGGAAUCCGCAUCGCCAACAGGACGGACGGUCACCUGCUGAAUCAACGACGGAUGCACUUCCAAUCGCGCGUAUCCAAAACCACCGACCACGAACUUCUCUUUGCCGACGACUGCGACCAGAACACUACCUCGGAAGAGGAGAUGCAACGCAGCAUGGACCUAUUCUCCGCCACCUGCGAGAACUUCGGUCUAGUCAUUAACACGCACAAGACGGUGGUAAUGCAUCAACCGCCACCCAACUCUGCCACAGCCCUCAACGCGCCGCCGCAAAUGAGCGUGAACGGAACCCAACAGCAAGUUGUGGAGAACUUCCCGUACCUGGGCAGUACCCUCUCCCGCAACACCAAGAUCGAUGACGAAGUCGCCAACUGGAUCGCAAAAUCCAGUCAAGCCUUCGGUCGCCUCUAA